AUGCAAUAUGUGAUAACUAAUAUUUUUAGACAUUAUGAUUUCAAUUUGGAUAAAACAAUCUAUCUAUUUACGGCUGGACGUUAUGAAUUUACAAAUAAAGGUGGUGAUUUUUUCAUCGAAGCAUUGGCACGAUUAAAUUAUCGCCUUAAGACAUCAACUGAUCCCAAUUGUAAAGAUGUCACUGUGGUUGCAUUUGUUAUUUAUCCCGCUGCAGCAAAUUCAUUCAAUGUGGAAUCGUUAAAAGGUCAAGCGGUAUGUAAGCAAUUACAGAGUACAGUAUCGAGAAUAAAAGAGAAUUUAGCAUCCAGAAUGUUCGAAUCAUGCUUGAAAGGUCGCAUACCAGAAAUGGAAGAUUUGCUACUUCCGGAUGAACGUAUCCAAUUAAAACGUUGCAUAUUGAGUGCAAAGCGUGAUACUUUGCCUCCGAUAUGUACGCAUAAUAUGCUUGAUGAUGCCUGUGAUCCUGUAUUAAAUGCUUUCCGUCGUACCCAACUUAUAAAUCAACCGUUUGAUCGUGUUAAAGUAAUAUUCCAUCCGGAAUUUCUCUCAUCUGUUUCACCUUUAAUGAAUUUGGAUUAUGAAGAUUUUGUCCGCGGUUGUCAUAUGGGUGUUUUUCCGAGUUACUAUGAACCAUGGGGUUAUACACCAGCUGAAUGUACCGUAAUGGGUGUUCCAUCAGUUACAACCAAUCUCUCAGGAUUUGGAUGUUUCAUUCAGGAGCAAGUACAAGAUCCACAUACAUUCGGGAUUUUUGUUAUUGAUCGUCGAUUCAAAGAACCAAAUGAAUCGAUUGAUGAACUGGCAAAAACUCUUUAUGAUUUCACAUUACUUUCUCGACGUCAACGUAUUAUUAUGCGAAACCGGACGGAACGACUGAGCGAACUAAUAGAUUGGAAAACUCUCGGAACAUUUUAUCGGGAAGCACGACGGAGAGCAUUAGAAGUUACAAAUCCAAAUUUCGAGCAAGUAAUUGAAGAAACUGUAAAAAAAAUGUCUCGUCCAACAUCGGCACUAUCAACACCGGCUGCAAGUCGAUCCGUAUCACCCUCUGAUAGCGAUGAAUCAGAUGCCGAAGAACAGGAAGCAUUUGAAGCAAAAGCAUGGAAUGAAGCUAAUUAG
Cercopithifilaria johnstoni is the source of this 1119-nucleotide messenger RNA. The record is from the annotation of a GenBank genome assembly. Lineage: Eukaryota; Metazoa; Nematoda; Chromadorea; Rhabditida; Onchocercidae.